Phlebotomus papatasi is the source of this 4258-nucleotide messenger RNA. RefSeq lists its product as uncharacterized. The coding region runs from base 923 to 3520 and encodes 865 amino acids. The transcript is spliced from 2 exons. The record is from RefSeq and is a predicted model, not a curated record. Lineage: Eukaryota; Metazoa; Arthropoda; Insecta; Diptera; Psychodidae.
GCGUUAUAAAGCAUUCCUUUUAAUUUAUUGUUUCAUAUAAUUCAAAUUUCCAUAUAGUAACAGUUUGAUGUGGACUAAUUCGAAAUGAUCAUCUAUUCCUAAAGCUUUUAUGAGAAAAGAAUGUUGUUGAAAGGUUUCUUGAGAUAUAAAAAACCGUACCGUUCGUUCUCCGCCCUUCUUUUACUUUUACCAGCAGCGAAGAAAGAUUGUGCGCGUUUAACUUGCAACUAUUGUUAAUUUUAUUGUAAUUUAGUUAAUAAUAAAUGAAUUAGUUAAGUGAAGAUCAAGUGUUUAUGAUCUAAUACGUGGUGGAUAGAACAUCAAUCCUCAACAGCAGCUUCUAGAGACGGGAAAUAAAUCCAUUUUGUGGAAGUGAGGUUAAGAGACCCUUCCGGACAGCUUCAGAAGAAUAGUUGCAGCGGGUUGAUAGCUCAUUAAGAACUGUCUACAUAAUCUCUUCACACCUAAAGGGACACAUCAAAACAUAAGGGGGAAAAUUUUUGAUCCUCUCUCGCCAGAUUUAUGAUUUUCCCACAUUUUCCCUUUCAUAGGUUUGUACAACAUCGUACAUUUUUGAUCCUCUCUCGCCAGAUUUAUGAUUUUCCCACAUUUUCCCUUUCAUAGGUAAGCCAAGAAGCUUCCAAACCGUUUUCCUGAGCGGCUUAUAUAAUUUUCCUUCAUUAAUAUAUUUUAAGGUGAGACAAGGACAGAGAUAGAAGUCAAGGGGCAUUAAAAUAAUAUUUCCGCAUAUUCAUUUUCUUUAAGGUUUGUACAACAUCGUACAUUUUUGGUCCUUCUCCCUCUUCAUCCGGAGAGGGGAAUCAGCGCAAUUUGGGUCAACUUGAGUCUCCGAGAAGUCUGUGAUCCAUCCAAUCUACGGUGUCUGUAGCGGUAUCUCCAACGGGACUUUAUCAAUUCCCAAAUGCCUUUGUCUCGCUGCACAAUGAUGACUGCAAAACGAGAUGCCAUACUUUCAGCAAUGAAGAGAGUUGAGGACUACGUGUAUGACAUCACUGAAGAUGACCUCUCUCUCCUUGACUAUGGCGCACUCCAAUCCCAGCUGGUCUUAGUCGAAUCUUUACGAGCCAAUUACCAACUACUACAAGAGCAGAUCAUUGCCUUCCAGACCACCGAGAUGAAGAAGGAAAUUGAAGUCUCGAGCAAAACCGCCUUCCAUAAUCGAUGUUUUGUGCUUAUCGAUUCCAUUGAAGAAAUCAUGGGGUACCUGCCAGCAUCGUCCAUUGACUUGAAGACAUCCGAGACACAAACUAAUGUCCACAGCCUCAUCCAAGAGCUAAAGCAGCAAGGCAACGAGCAGCUACGUCAGAGCCAACUACAAUUUCAGCGGCUCAUGUCAGCGCUCUCAAUCACCGCAAGUAGCUCUAAUAUUGUAACUGAUCUCGCUGUCAAUUCAAAUAAGCUCCUUCAGAGCACAAGCCAAACUUUUAAUGUCAGUUCCUCCACCCCACUCGCUAACCAGCGCUUAACCCAUAACAAUUCUGAGUCUCCUGUGCCAAUUUCUGCCAUUACCUCUACUGACUGCGAAGCAUCCUUUAUUCAGUACGCGUUGCAUUGUUCAGAUUCAGACCCUGGGACCCAAGGGGGGAGAGAAUGUGACAAAGACUCCACACCAGCGGAAUUAGAGAAUUUCCCACCAUGCCUCAAUGCCUCAAGUUUUACCACCACGAUAUUGGAUUCUUCACUAAUCAAUCCCAUUGCACAAUCUUCAAUUUAUCAACAAUCCAAUGAGCUAUCAAACUAUAGAGAAGCCUCUGCACCAUCAAAUAGCGAAUGGUGCUUCAAAUUGUCUCAUCCUUUGCAUAGAUGCCAUGAAUUUCCUUUACCAUAUGCAAGUGAGGGACUUGAAUCCUCGGAAGAAUUGUGUUCAUGUCAAAAUAGCCUACCACCUAAUCUCUCAGAUAGCUACACUGUACCACAGUGUAGACAAUGCCAGGCGCGACAUGACAGCCUAUGCCACUCCAUGCUCUUGGAAGAACCUACUGUCAGUUAUUUGAUGCCUUCUUCGCUUGCCAAUUGCACGGUUUCUAAUCAACUACCUCCAGUAUUUGAACAUCCGCCUACUACUCAUUCUCGAUGUCCUUCCGUAACUCUGCCUGCCUCAUCCACUCAUUCUGAUUGCCUUCUACUGUAUACUGCCUCUUUAGCAACAGAUCUUGUGGACUUUUUUACUGGAAGCCGAGAAAGAGACCUCUUUUGCGAGAUGACAAGCCUGGACCAUGAUGUCAGCGAUGAUAUUGCCAAAUUGCCGGCUCCUCCUUCAUUACUGACUCCUGCAUCUUUAGCCCAAUCAUCAUUGAUUUCUGACAAUCCGCUAGCCUCAUGGAUUCUGCGUUCUCCGGUGGUCUCCAACUUGCCUUAUACCCUUGCUAGUCACAGUAUCCAAUCUAAUCAUUUCCACGUGACAGCCUGGGUGAAUUUUCUCACAGGGAGCUCCGAUAUUAUUCCACUGAGAGCUAUGCUGGACUGCGACAUUGAAAAUAAUUUUUUCAUUGUCAUUCCGAGUCAGAAAUCUCUUCCUCUGAACUAUAAGCCGUUCAUUUUGGGCAAGGAAAUCUACUUCCAACCAAUCUGGUCCUCCAUAUUGGACCAAUGCACCGUGCCUGAACAAUUAAGUGCGUUUCCGGAUAGGACAACGUAUGAAGAUUCAAUGCAUGCCUUCUCUGAUGUCAAGACGUUGCCAUUCUAUUACGACAUUCAGAGACUCCGCAAUCCAUCAUUAUGUGAGAUUGCCAGCCAGAAAAACCAUCCAUCAGGAAGAUAUAACUCCAAAUUUAUGCUAUCAAUCGAUCACGAGGUCAUCUGUGGGCACAUAACUACAGGAAAACACACUUCUCUGCUUCUACAUGUUUUCCUAAAAUCCCACGUCCCAUCUGUCGAUAAAUCUGCCUUCCAUUUUCGAGAGAGUGUGGACAUGCCUACAAUUUCUAAGUUUUUUCUCCACCCGAAUUUAUCCGGAGAUGUUAACCGGACAGUUUUUGGAGAAUUCGUUAUACUGAAAAGAAUUAUUCCGUUGCAAAACGCAACUCGUUCACCAUUUCAUAAAUCGUUGCUUGAAGCAAUCGCAAUCAAACAUCCUUGGGAAUAUACAUUCAAGUUAACUAUGAAAUGCUCUUCUCAUAUAUUCAAUUCAAAGUCAGCCAUUGCUGCUUCAUAUUACAUUAUGCUCAAGGACGUUAUCCAUAAUCCCAUGGACAAGACAAUUAGCUUAAUCGACCACAGAGCAAUUACAAUUGGAAAUCUCAGAAGAGGAAUUGGAACUCCUUCUCAGUUCACGGAGAGCUGCUAUGAUCCAGGACCCUCGUUGGACUCGAGGACUUCUAUGAAAGUCUCGAAUGAUCCGUGUGACGUUAUUGAGAAUCUUAACCAUCAGAAAACCUUCAAUAUUUUGGUGCAUCGUUGGAUUUUCUAUUGUUGGAUUUCUAUCAUUGGAUCAUUGACCAUCGCCCAUUGCAUUGGAUUUCAACGUUCCCAUAUCUUUUUCGGUGCAUCACGGAUAUAAGGAAGUCACCAUAGAAUUUGUCACAAUCCCCAAAUUCUCUCUCGGAUCCCAGCGUAUCUGGAUUUUUUCCAUGGCCAUUAAUUGAACCCCUAGAAUCUCUUGUUAAAUCAGUAAAAAAAAAGGGGUCUCAAUCUUUGGCUUCUCUCCUCUACGCUAAUUAUAUUUGAACACACAUUUCCGAUAAGAUUCCUGGCAAUGUUUAUUCCUAAUGCUGGUCAUCCGGGGAGAUUAGCUCAACCUCUGCAAAAUAGGAAGCUCGAUUCUCCUUUUAAUGAUAGGACAAUUGUAGAAUUCCGAAACGAAUGUAGAAUAAUUCAAUUUUCCAGCCAUUACCAAGUACAGUCCAUUUUUUUCCAAUUUCAUAAUAAAUAGCUAAAAUCUUCUGAACUCAUAAACCAAUUAAGGUUUUCGAGUUCAGACCGGGGAGCAUGUUCACGCACGAACGUGAAGUUGAAAAGCGUUAUAAAGCAUUCCUUUUAAUUUAUUGUUUCAUAUAAUUCAAAUUUCCAUAUAGUAACAGUUUGAUGUGGACUAAUUCGAAAUGAUCAUCUAUUCCUAAAGCUUUUAUGAGAAAAGAAUGUUGUUGAAAGGUUUCUUGAGAUAUAAAAAACCGUACCGUUCGUUCUCCGCCCUUCUUUUACUUUUACCAGCAGCGAAGAAAGAUUGUGCGCGUUUAACUUGCAACUAUUGUUAAUUUUAUUGUAAUUUAGUUAAUAAUAAAUGAAUUAGUUAAGUGAA